UGUUAUCAAUCAUAUUUAUAUUACAAUAUAUUAUGUCUUGAUAAAAAUUAAUGAAUAAAAUUAACUUUCAUUUUUAAUUUACAGACGACGACGUAGACAACUUAUUUACCAGUAGUAGCAACAGUGCACAAAUAGUUUAAACGGAAAAAAAAAUCGAUAUUCAUUUUAAUGAAAUUGUGCAUCGGGACAAAACGCGGUAAAAUGGCGAAUACAUAUGUUGUUAUUGCUGCAUCAAUUUUCUUCUGCAUUGGAUUUAUUGGAAAUUCUUUCACCGUGUGUUUUGUUAUUUUCUCUAAACAGCUGCACACUCCGACUUACUUCAUGAUUGGAUGCCUAGCAUUGUCUGACCUGCUCGCCUCUGUGACGCAAUAUGUUAGAAUAUUACCUGAUCCAUUUAAAUCUUUUUUUAAUGAUCAUUAUCAUGAAAAUAUAUAUAAUAUAGUCUCCUUUUUAUUCAUCCACUCGGCAUUUUUCCAUAUGGUAUUAGUAUCAUAUGUACGUUUUGUAUUCAUUACAAACCCCCUGCGAAGUUUGAAAUUGACCUGUAAAACAAUUUUGUGGAUGUCCUGUGUCGUUUGGAUAAGCUCUAUUAUCGUUUCCAUCGGAUACGGAGCAGUUAUAGUGCUACUUUUAAAGAACAUAAUAUCUGUCGAAACGCUUGGUUUGAAUGCACUUGGGUUUGCUUUGUAUGUUGGUGGAUUACCAUUUAUUAUUGUAGUUGUUUUUAAUGUUCGAAAGCUGUAUUAUCUGUAUAACCAAACAGCUUUGAUUCGACGAACCAGAAUAGCAAAUUCGAUGUCGUUCAUGUUUUGGAUUAUUAUCGUGAUGUAUCUCCUAAGCACAAUAUAUCCUUUAUUUUACAUAAUCGACUUUGCAGUGUUAAAAGACAGACCACUUCUAAAUAGAAGUUUAAACCUAGUCCAUGAAAUGUUUAAUUUUUCAUUGCUUGUUAAUAGUUGUUUGAAUCCUUUAAUAUAUUUCAUGUUUUCACCCCCUGUUGUAAGACUCCUAUCCCGAUUAAGAACAUAUUGUAAUCAUGGGUCAGAUCCACGUAUGAGCAAUUCUGGGGAUCUAUUCACAAUAAGUCGUACGUCCACGAGUACACUUUAA
Messenger RNA from Magallana angulata, 1110 nucleotides. RefSeq names its product P2Y purinoceptor 1-like. The transcript has a single exon. Gene Ontology annotation, cellular component: membrane. Lineage: Eukaryota; Metazoa; Mollusca; Bivalvia; Ostreida; Ostreidae. Bases 169 to 1110 code for a protein of 313 amino acids. The record is from RefSeq and is a predicted model, not a curated record. Gene Ontology annotation, biological process: G protein-coupled receptor signaling pathway. Gene Ontology annotation, molecular function: G protein-coupled receptor activity.